Molecule: messenger RNA, 1635 nt
Organism: Staurois parvus
Lineage: Eukaryota; Metazoa; Chordata; Amphibia; Anura; Ranidae
Source: the annotation of a GenBank genome assembly
AGAACGUUCCGCGGCUGGUGUGACGGUUGUCUUGGCGGGCAGAAAGAAGAGCCGGAGAUGAACACUCGGGCUACACAGAGGAGGGGCGCGAAGGAGGCUGGCAGUGUCGGUGAUAAUGAAAAACCUGGUCUGUUGAACCGACCGCCGAUCAGGAAAUCCCAAAGAUCUAAAGGAACUGAAGGCAGUGAUGAUGGCAACAAGACAAAAAACAUUCAAGACAAGGUCUUGGCAGGUCUUGGUGACAGCACAAAAAUUAAGACUAGUUUCAGUGAACGUGUAGCCAGCAAAGAGAGUCCCAGUGACAGCAGAAGGAAGGCGAACAAUUUAAAAAAAUCUGUCGCAGUCGAUGAAGGAAUUAAAGAGGAGGAUUCUAAUGACAGUGACAAAGAGAGUGAUUAUGAAGAGCACAGCAGUGAAGACGAACUUGAAUUUGCUGGACAAACUUCUCCUAACAUCCAAAAGCUUUUAGCAAAAGGGGACGGAACCAAGAGGACAGAUGCCGGCAUCCGCCGGAUUACAUUGCCGGGGACACUGCAGGAGGGACAUUGUGGGAGCGCAGGACAAGGUUAUAUCGAGGAGGGAGGCAAUCAGAAUAGACUACCGCCCAGUCUAAGACCAAGAAAAGAUGUUAAAAGUCAUCCAGUGAAUAUCAAGACCAACAGAAACUACGAUUAUUUUGGAGAGAAAAAAGAGUCUAUAUUCAGACAACAAUCACAAAAAACAGCCAUACAAAGAGAGCUACUACAGGAUACCAAGAAAUUUGAAGCCUAUUCUGAUGUUGAAGAAGACCAACGUAAACCCCAAGCAGUCAGAGGUGCAGAUAACCAAUCCAAACCUCAACCAGUAAGAGGUAACUUCUGGAUCCCAUUUUUGGCUUUGCUUGUUAUUUCUCUGGGAGUUUGGAUGCUAGUCCUGAACAAGCCCUCCACAACAAAUUCAGAAAAGGAACUGCAAGUCAUGAAAGCUUUCCAGGAUGGGUUUCGAAAGCUCCCAAUUAUUUUUUCUGGUCAGUCACCAGACCUUUGGCACAGAAGCCAAAGAAUGCUAGAAUUGCAACUCCGUCAUAAGAAUGAAAACAAGGAACCUGCCAUCAUUUUAUUAACCGCUGCCCAGGAUGCAGAACAGAUGUUAUAUUGUGUAGGCAACCAUCUAGCAAAAACCUACGCCUCUACCCUUAACAGCAGCUACACAGUCCUCUCUGGACUGGAUAUGUCCUCUGAAGACAGUGACGGUGUUAAGAUGGAUAUUGAUCAAAGGCUAAGUGCAGGAUUCCAGGCUAACAACAAAGCGGCAGUACUGCAUCGUUUAGAAUUACUGCCUCCUGGGUCAUUGAUCAUUCUCUACAAAUAUUGUGACCACGAGAAUGCGGCUUUUAAGAAUGUUGCACUGGUGAUAACGGUGCUUUUGAAGAACUCUACUUUGCAACCAGACAUUGAGCUUAAUGCACUGGAGGAGAAAGUCUAUGACUUCUUAAAAGAAACCUUCCUUAAUCAAGCCAAGUCCAGGACAUCCCAUAAUGAGAUGGAUGGGGACAAGCUGGGCGGAGUGUGGAGUCGCAUCUCACAUAUUGUGUUGCCUGUGUUCCCUGGAAAACAGAUUGUGAAAGACUGUGGUGAAUCAAAUGUCACUCCAUGA